CCCGCGCCCCUGCGCGCCCCGCGCUGCGGCCCGCCCGGCCCGAGCAUGGAGACGGCGGAGAAGGAGUGCGGCGCCCUGGGCGGGCUCUUCCAGGCCAUCGUCAAUGACAUGAAGAGCUCCUACCCCAUCUGGGAGGACUUCAACUCCAAGGCCACGAAGCUACAUUCUCAGUUGAGGACCACUGUGCUGGCUGCUGUGGCCUUCCUGGAUGCCUUCCAGAAAGUGGCUGACAUGGCCACCAACACCCGAGGGGCCACGCGGGACAUCGGCUCGGCGCUCACGCGCAUGUGCAUGCGCCACCGCAGCAUCGAGACCAAGCUGCGGCAGUUCACCAACGCGCUGCUGGAGAGCCUCAUCAACCCGCUGCAGGAGCGCAUCGAGGACUGGAAAAAGUCGGCCAACCAGCUGGACAAGGACCACGCGAAAGAGUACAAACGAGCCCGGCACGAGAUCAAGAAGAAGUCCUCAGACACGCUGAAGCUGCAGAAGAAAGCACGCAAAGAGCUACUUGGGAAAGGAGACCUGCAGCCCCAGCUGGACAGUGCCCUGCAGGACGUCAACGACAUGUACCUGCUGCUGGAGGAGACGGAGAAACAGGCAGUGCGCCGGGCCCUCAUCGAGGAGCGAGGCCGCUUCUGCACCUUCAUCACCUUCCUGCAGCCUGUGGUGAACGGUGAGCUGACCAUGCUGGGAGAGAUCACCCACCUGCAGGGCAUCAUUGACGACCUGGUGGUGCUGACCGCGGAACCCCACAAGCUGCCUCCCGCCAGCGAGCAGGUGAUCAAAGACCUGAAGGGCUCAGACUACAGCUGGUCCUACCAGACCCCACCCUCUUCACCUAGCAGCUCCAGCUCCCGGAAGUCCAGCAUGUGCAGUGCCCCCAGCAGCAGUAGCAGUGCCAAGGGUGGCGGAGCCCCGUGGCCUGGGGGUGCCCAAACAUACUCACCCAGUUCCACCUGUCGCUACCGCAGCCUGGCGCAGCCAGCCACCGCCACCACCCGCCUCUCCAGCGUGUCCUCCCACGACUCUGGCUUCGUCUCCCAGGAUGCCACCUACUCCAAGCCCCCCUCGCCCAUGCCUUCAGACAUCACCAGCCAGAAGUCCUCCAGCUCUGCAUCCUCUGAGGCUUCGGAAACCUGCCAGUCUGUUAGCGAGUGCAGCUCCCCCACCUCGGACUGGACCAAGGCCGGCCCCCAUGAGCAGCCCACAGGCACCACCCUGCAGCGGAGGAAGGACCGAGUGGAGCUCCUCCGAGACACAGAGCCAGGAUCUGCUAGCACAGGCCCCCUGGGCCCCACUGGGGAGGAGGCACCUCGACCCCGGAUGUCCCCUGCCACCAUUGCAGCCAAGCAUGGCGAGGAGGUGUCGCCCGCCGCCAGCGACCUGGCCAUGGUGCUGACCCGAGGCCUGAGCCUGGAGCACCAGAAGAGCAGCCGGGACUCACUGCAGUACUCCAGUGGCUAUAGCACACAGACCACCACGCCCUCCUGCUCUGAGGACACCAUCCCCUCCCAAGGCUCUGACUACGACUGCUACUCUGUGAACGGUGAUGCAGACAGCGAGGGGCCCCAGGAGUUUGACAAGUCGUCCACCAUCCCGCGCAACAGCAACAUCGCCCAGAACUACCGCCGCCUCCUCCAGACCAAGCGCCCGGCCUCCACUGCUGGGCUGCCCACAGCCACAGGCCUGCCCUCGGGUGCACCCCCUGGUGUGGCCACCAUCCGCCGCACGCCCUCCACCAAGCCCACCGUGCGCCGCGCCCUGUCCAGCGCUGGCCCCAUCCCCAUCCGGCCACCCAUCGUCCCCGUGAAGACGCCCACGGUGCCCGAUUCCCCCGGCUACAUGGGGCCCACGAGGGUGGGCAGCGAGGAGUGUGUCUUCUACACAGAUGAGGCCGCCUCACCCCUGGCCCCGGACCUCGCCAAGGCCUCCCCGAAAAGGCUGAGCCUGCCCAACACCGCCUGGGGCAGCCCAUCCCCCGAGGCAGCCAGCUACCCUGGGCCAGGGACCAGGCUGGCAGCGGAGGACGAGGAGGAGCAGCAGCUGGCCGCCAACAGGCACAGCCUGGUGGAGAAGCUUGGGGAGCUGGUGGCCGGGGCCCACGCCCUGGGCGAGGGCCAGUUCCCCUUCCCCACCGCCCUGUCGGCCACCCCCACCGAGGAGACGCCCACCCCACCCCCUGCUGCCACCAGUGACCCCCCAGCAGAAGACAUGCUGGUAGCCAUCCGGCGCGGGGUCCGGCUCCGCAGGACCGUCACCAACGACAGGUCGGCACCCCGCAUCUUAUGAUAGUGCCACCCUCCCCACCCUGCAUGGCCCUGCUGCAAGCAGGUGGCCCUGGUCUGUGAGCAGUGGCCACGCGGAGAGAAGGUACAGCCAGAGCGAGAACAGCGCAAGGGAUGAGGCAAAGCCACUUGACAGAAAAAGACACCCGGGCUGGGUCUCAGGCUCAGCAUUUACCGGGAAUUAACUCACAGACCUUGCCAGGACGGAGCCUGCAGGCCUGGAGCUGGUUUCGAAGCCAGUUUUAUACUUUCCUUGCCUACUCUGUUCCUCUCUUCCUCCCUGCAGGCCCUGCCUUUUCCAAACUCCAGCGAGUCCACAGGGCCUGGCCAGCCUCCCUCUCGCCAUCCUGGCCCCACCUGGCCCAGGGUCCACAGCUCAGCCCCCCUGGCCACUGCUCCCUGGGGUCCUGGGGUCCCAGCUCUCCCUUGAACGCUGAGCCUCUCCUCUCCCUACCUGCAUACCCUGCUCUCCCUUACCUUCUCUCUGCCUCUCCCAGGCCCCUCUCCACCUGGGGGAUAGGGUGGCUGUGGGGCCCGGAGUUCAGGCAGCUGAGGUAGCUAAUUGGGGUCGGGGUGAGGGGAGUGAGGAGGAGCUGGGACGCCAGGCCUUCCCCUGGGGAAGUAGCCCAGGGUCCAGGCGGAGUCUUGGGGAAGAAAUGCGUCAAGGGACCUUGUAGGGGAGGCUGGGGGACUUCCUGGCCCCUCACCCAGGAGGAAUGGCUGCGGGGGGCUGCCGAGCAGCAGGGCAAGGAGUCCGGAGGCCCCUGGGGUCACCUGGCCAGCGCAUAGGAGCCGUUUCAGAUGCCACAUUCUCAUCUGAGCACACUGGGACUUUAACUCUGGCGGCACUUUGGAGCCACAGUUUCAGCAACCUUUAGGGUGGGGCUGGAGCCAUAGAGGAUGAGAGGCGGGUAUUUGAUGAGUCUCAUAAAGUGGAGCUGACCCCAGACAAGGGCUCUGUGUGGGGCAAGCUGGUGGUACAGGGUGUGUGUCUUGAGUGCCUGAGAGAUGGGGCUCCCACAGUGGCCUGGUGGGCCUGUGGCAGGAGGGCAGGAUCGGCUCCCCCAAAGCCAGGGGGAAGGUGGGUAGCCACACUAAGGAUGGAGAGGGCAGGACCAGGGCCACCUCUGGGCUGGGCUGCUGUGGCAUCAGCAAGCUGCAGGCCUGCAGUGGGGAGCGAGUCUGGGGAGGUCAGCUUUGACUCUCUGUCGCCAGAGGAGAUGCUCUCCUGGGACAGUCCUCCCAGUGGGGGCUGGGUCAAGGAGUGGGCCACUCUCCUACUCCACAGCCCAGGUCCGGCCAGGUCUGAGCAGGUAAAAGCAUGUACGGCUAGGGCACGUGGAGGGAUUCCAGGUGGUCCUUGGGUCAGUGGGGAAAGCUGCAGGGCCCCAAGGGUAGUGUCUCCCUGGGGGCCAGGAGAGCAGCGGGCCUCAGUCUGGACGGAGUAGAGUCAGGGCUGCCCAGGCUCCUGGGGACCCAGGAUGCCCCUGUGCACAUGGGGUCCCCAUGGGGUCCCCCGAGGACUGCUGGAGUCCAGUCCGUGCAGAUCUGGGAACUGCCCAGCUGAGCACCUUGCCUUCCAAGCUGGACGGAUACCAGGGCCCCAGGGGUGGGGGCCAGGAGAGUGGGUGACCAGUCUGGGGCUCCCUGGGGUGGAAUUUGCGCUGCACUUACCCCCAGGGACUUUCCUGGGCAGCUGAUGGAGCGAGAUUCGGGAUGUGUGAGGGCACAGCGUGAGGCGCAGCAGCAGGAUGGGCAGGCGUGGCCUCUAUCGGGAGCGCAGGGGUGGGGGGGGGUCUGGGGUUCCCCUCGAGGAGCGAUCGCUGCCUCCUGGGGGCUUCACAGGGUGAGCACCGCGGCUCCAGGCUGGGUGGGAAGGGAGGCUGAGGGCUUCCCAGGGAGGGGGCGGGACGGAGCCCCCUCCGCUGUCCCCUCCCCUCAGAGCCCCUAGCUGUACAUACUCCAUCCUUGUGUGUUCCAUGACUGUCCCCACCACCUUCCUGUCACUUAUGACCACCUCGUAGGCUACCCCCUCGGGAUCCGAGCCCAGCGCCCCACAUCACAAACUUUGGUUUGGGGGGCUUCUUUACAUUCAUUUUAUUUUUCAUUUUGUACAGAGAAAUAUUCUUUUCAAAAGCGUCUUUCGACUGAAGUAACUUUUCUGGUGCUGUUGUUAACUUGUUCCUUUUUUUAAUUUAUUUUCCUACCCCAGGCUGCCCCUCCUGGUUCCAACUCACCCCUUUCCUCCCCUUACCCCACUCCCUCACUCCCCUCCAUCUGGACCAUUUUGUUUCUUUUCUUUCUGUCGGAUUUUGAAUACAUUCUCCUCCCUGCCCUCUUCAUUCCAUCCUCCCCUUGAUUUAAAUAGUCACCGCUACAAGUAACAAAUGCACUGUGAAGAUUCCAGUAUUAAUAAAGUCGUACUGUAAUUAACA
Heterocephalus glaber (naked mole-rat) is the source of this 4720-nucleotide messenger RNA. NCBI's taxonomy places the organism in Eukaryota, Metazoa, Chordata, Mammalia, Rodentia, Bathyergidae. The record is from RefSeq and is a predicted model, not a curated record.